AUGGCCAAACCAAAGGCGAAGAAAGCCAACACAGGCGGAGCAAACAGUCACAUCCGGGCCAGACUGGACUAUCUAAACAAAGCCGCUGCCUUUCUGCAAUCAACAGCCCAGCUACCAGGACCACCAGCCAGAGACACUCCCAAUGACCACGAUGAGGACGACAUGGACCUGUCCCCCAAUACAGCACGUGUUGUCCCCCAGAUCACGGGCGUCCUCACCGACCAAAACUCCCCAAAUAACCACAAGACUACUACUACCCCUCAGCACCUAACCCAACUCUCCCGCAACUACAUCUCCCAAAUGCGCGGUGUAUCCCUAAAGACCCGAACCCGGCUCUCCAUCGACGUCAAACGAUCCUUCUGCAAGCGCUGCGACACGAUCCUCACCCCAGGAGUCACCAGCACACAGGAGAUCCAAAACGCCAGCCGGGACCGCCGCAAGCCGUGGGCGGACGUGCGCGUCGUCCGCUGCGGCACCUGUCAAACGGAAAAGCGCUUCCCCCAAACGGAGAAGCGUAGCCGGAAACUACCAGACCGUCGGAAGGACAAGGAACAGAAGCAGGUCCAUGUCAGCAACGAAUCUUGA
Aspergillus campestris IBT 28561 is the source of this 585-nucleotide messenger RNA. Its product is annotated as ribonuclease P Rpr2/Rpp21/SNM1 subunit. NCBI's taxonomy places the organism in Eukaryota, Fungi, Ascomycota, Eurotiomycetes, Eurotiales, Aspergillaceae. Gene Ontology annotation, cellular component: nucleolar ribonuclease P complex. Bases 1 to 585 code for a protein of 194 amino acids. Gene Ontology annotation, biological process: tRNA processing. The transcript has a single exon. The record is from RefSeq and is a predicted model, not a curated record.